UGUUAGCGGCACUGAGGAGGGCCUUAGCAAUGAACCUGGUUUUUGCGACCAUGAGCCUUUCGCUCGGGCUGCGCGUACUUAUCAGGGUAACGCGAGAGCGCAGGACAUACGUAUUGAAGAGUUGCAAAACGAAAACGUCGCGUUAAAGCAACAAAUUGCUCGUUUGCAAACACACGCGAUAGUAGCUUCGCCCGAUUGUAGCGAUGACGCUUUAAAUUUUGCUAGAAUGAUAGUACGGUCGGUUAGUUCCUACACGGACACGGAAAAAACUUUAGCCCAAAAUAUUAAUUACAUGUCGACUAAAGCCUAUAAUUUUAUGCGCGAUGACUUGAAGUUUUCACUUCCUCACAAAAAAUCGCUUUUGCGAUGGCGCCCUAUUAAAUAUGUAUCGCCGGGUAUAGAUUUUAAAGUAAUAGAAAAUUUAAAAUAUGUCGUUUCUGAAAUGUCUCCCACCGAGCGGUUUUGCGAAAUUUUAUUCGACGAAAUUUCCAUUAAAAAAGAUCUCGUUUAUAAUAAAAGUAGAGAUAUUAUUGACGGUUUCGUGGAUAUUGGCGACGGUAAUCGCGACCUCAAUGUCGCCGACAAAUGUUGUUUUUUCAUGGUGAAAGCCAUCGCGGCGGAUUGGAAAUAUGUCCUUUCCUAUUAUAUGGUUAAAGGCGGUAUGUCGGCUUCAAAUCUUUUAGAAUCCUUAACGGAAAAUAUUAAAACGGUUGAAGGCCUCGGCUUAAGCGUCAAAGCCAUCGUCUGCGAUCAAGGCCCAACCAACGUUCGUCUUUUUAAACUUUUAAAUGUCUCCGCGGAAAAUCCGUUCUUUAUUUUCAAUUCAAAUAAAAUUCACUGUCUUUACGACUAUUGCCACUUAAUUAAAUCGGUUCGGAAUAACUUAUUAAAGCACGAUUUGAAAACUGUCGAUGGCAUCGCGAGCGGUAAAGUCAUUCGUCAAUUAUAUUCGGUAGAUAAAGCGAAUGUAAACUUCAAGGUAUGUCCUAAGCUUACAGCUUCGCAUAUUUACCCCAAUAAUUUUGAAAAAAUGAGCGUAUCCCGAGCGACGCAGCUAUUGAGUAAUUCGGUAGCUGCAGGCAUUGAUAUGGCGCAGAAACAAGGGUUGCUAGGGUCUGAUGAAUACACCCUCAAAUGUGCCAAGCCGACUCAGUUGUUUGUAAAGCGCAUGAAUGAUUUGUUCGAUGAGCUCGAUUGUAAGAGAUUAAAUAAUAAAAACCCAUUGAAGGGUCCAAUUUGGCGCGAUUCUGUAGACAAGCUUAACAGGCUUAAGGACCACAUUAAAUUCAUUUCGUCGAUUCAACUUCCCAAUAAUAUAAAUUCCUCGUGUUUUGCUGGUUUCAUUUUAACCAUUAAUUCUAUGAUUAAUUUAAGUCAAGAUGUCUUUGAAAAUUGCAAAGAUUUAAAUUUUAUAUUGUUGGGAAAAUUGAAUCAAGAUGCCCUUGAGAACUUUUUUUAUAGAAUCCGCGCAACUCAGGGCAUUAAUACGCAUCCAUCGGGCCAUGAAAUUCAGUACAUUGUUGCUCGCUUAAUUUCUAUGAAAAUUUUGAGACGGAAAUUUGAUAAAAAAGGUACAAACUGCGAAGAUGAUGAAGAUUUGAACCUGGAUUGGAAUAUUGCUGAUGAAGAUUCCUUAAAAGACAAUUUAGGACCUUCAGAGCAACUUGCGAUGGAUGUCGAUAUUCCAGAAGAGCAAUUUUCUUGGGAUAUUGACAUUCCUGAAGAGCACUUUGCUCUCGCGGAAGGGGCAUCAGCAGAAAUCCAGGUGCAAAG
Rhagoletis pomonella (apple maggot) is the source of this 1773-nucleotide messenger RNA. RefSeq lists its product as uncharacterized. The annotation marks the transcript as partial. The transcript has a single exon. The record is from RefSeq and is a predicted model, not a curated record. Lineage: Eukaryota; Metazoa; Arthropoda; Insecta; Diptera; Tephritidae.